AUGCUUCAUAGCGAAGACGGCCCCGCGGCCGCCUCCAGCGACGACUCGAGCUCGUCGAGCGACGACGACGACAAUGUCGCCUCGUCAGAGGAAGAGCAGGAGCUGCAGGGGGGUGGUGGGGAGAGCGAGGAGGGAGAGAGUGAGAGGGGAGAGAGUGAGAGGGGUGAGAGUGAGAGGGGUGAGAGUGAGAGUGACUCAGAGGAGGAGUCAGAGGAGGAGGAGGGGGGGGGAGGAGCAGGUGGGGUGUCUUCUCAGUUGGAGGAGCUUGUUUCUGAGGAGGAGAGGGAGAGAGAGGAGGAGAAGCGGAGGAAGAAGAGGAGGAAGAAGGGGCGGAAGAGUGGGAGCAGCGACAGCGAUAGCAGCACAAGUGACGAGAGCAGUGAGGAGGGGGAGGAGGGAGAAGAGGAUGGGGAGGAGGAUGAGGAAGAGGAGGGAGAGGAGGGUGAGGAAGAAGGAGAGGAGGGGGAAGCGGGGGGGAACAAAGCGGGGAAGCGGAAGAGAAAAGGCAAGGGGACUGGAGAGGCAUUCAAAGACAUGGAUUUUGGGGAGGGGGGAGAGAUGGUUGUGAGAGUGGAGGGGCAGGGAGGUGGGGGGGGAGGGGGCGUGCUGCGGUGCAGAGUGUGCCCUCGAGUGCUCUGUGUCAACAGUGACAACAUGAAGAAACACCUGGCGUCCAAGAGACACAUGGCAGCAGUCGGGAGGCAUGGGAGGGGCAAGCUGCAGGUGGUGGUGAACAGUGAUGGGCCAGUGGCAAGUGCCAGGUCUGCUUACAUCCCAGUGUUGACUCCUUCCUUCCUCUCUCCUUCCUCCGUUCCCCAACAGAAACACGUGGCAGCAGUGGGGAAGAAUGAGCGUGGCGAGCUGCAGGUCGUGGUGAACAGCGAUGGGGCGGGUGGAGUGUCAAGAAAACAUGUGGCAGCGGUGGGAAGGCAUGAGAGGGGCGAGCUACAGGUGGUGGUGAACAGCGAUGGGGAGGUGGAGGCCAUCGGGGAAACCCACGCUGAACGAAAGGUCAAGAAGGGUGGAGCUGCAAAGGCGAGUGGUGGUAAUGGAACCGUGAGCGGUGCUGCUGCCAGUGCUGCACGAUCAUGUGAAGGGGGUGCUGCUGAUGGUAGUGGUGGUGGUGGUGGUGGUGGUGGUGAGAAGCAUAAAAAAGGAAGAAGUUGA
Molecule: messenger RNA, 1167 nt
Organism: Closterium sp. Naga37s-1
Lineage: Eukaryota; Viridiplantae; Streptophyta; Zygnematophyceae; Desmidiales; Closteriaceae
Source: the annotation of a GenBank genome assembly